Bicyclus anynana (squinting bush brown) is the source of this 1033-nucleotide messenger RNA. RefSeq lists its product as uncharacterized. NCBI's taxonomy places the organism in Eukaryota, Metazoa, Arthropoda, Insecta, Lepidoptera, Nymphalidae. The record is from RefSeq and is a predicted model, not a curated record. Bases 301 to 885 code for a protein of 194 amino acids. The transcript has 3 exons.
AUUAAAAGGAAAAAUAAUUCUUUUUUUUUCGCUUUUUUGCCGUGCUUAUACGGUUUCAAUCUCUAAAAACAUUUUAUUACAUACACACCUUAAGUCAUUGAAUUUACUAUCUUGGAAUCUUAAAUCUAGAAUGUAGAUGGCGCUGCUUCAUAAAGAUUUCACGUUCUUCUAAGUUCCCAUGGCAUGGUCAUCAUUUGACGUUUAUGGUUUAUGACUUGUGUCGGUAAUAAUCUUUUUAAUCGUUUAUGGUCGAUAUUCGCACAAUCUAUAUUAAAAUAAUUGUUCAAUAAAAACUACGUAAUGAAAUGCAGUGUUAUUGGAAUAAACAUAAAAUAUAAUAUCGCAUACUUAGUUAUAUUUUUAAGUAGUAUGGAAAAUAAGGUAAUUUCGGUAACACAUAAUGCCCGUUUGAUACAAAAAAAUGAAGAUUUCAAAUAUAUAUGUAAACGUAUGUUAUCAGAAAAUAGCCACCUAAUCAUCGUAUGUCCUGAACUAGAAAAAGAGUCCCUUGUUAAGUGGUACAAAGACAAUGAAAUUUUAAAUUCCUCAUUUCGAAAUAAUAUGGGUUCUGGCGAAGAAGAACCCCACCUCACAAUUGACGCUUACAAUUCAUUAUACAUCUUACAUGCCACGAAGCGUGAAGAAGGGACAUAUACUUGUAUUGUGGAUGGGCAUAAUAUGCAGAAGUCUGUUGUCAUAAUAGUGUCCAAAUCAAGGUUUUUAAAUGAAGAUUUUAUUCGCUUUUCUAUUUAUCUAAGUUUUGUUUUGUCUUUAACACUGUCGUGUUAUUGCGCUGGAAUAUGUCUGGCUUGGCACAGGAGAGCAUCAUUUGCAGAUCCAUUAAAUUUAUAUAACCAUAGUACAAAAUUAAAUUUAAAUCGAUAAUACGGUAACUUUCAGAUUUAUGAUAUUUAGUACCUAUAUGUAUUUAGCAUUUCUUUUAUAAAUCUUCAAAAGUGGUCAUCAAUAGUUAAUUAAGAUAACAUACGUAUUAUAUUAUACCGUCAUUUAUUAAUUGAUAAAUAUAUUAUGA